Molecule: messenger RNA, 8404 nt
Organism: Chlamydomonas reinhardtii
Lineage: Eukaryota; Viridiplantae; Chlorophyta; Chlorophyceae; Chlamydomonadales; Chlamydomonadaceae
Exons: 13
Coding region: 229-6399 (2056 amino acids)
Biological process (GO): protein phosphorylation; intracellular signal transduction
Cellular component (GO): cytoplasm; nucleus
Molecular function (GO): MAP kinase activity; ATP binding
Source: RefSeq, a predicted model, not a curated record
AUUACUGCUUCAUAACCAGUACUGAAGUUGCUGUUGAAAUUCCUCGGGCUCCGGCGCAGGAGUGGUUGGCUACGCUUCGCCCUGGCCGCUCUGGGCCACGCCUAGCAGCAAUUAGCGAAAUGGAUAGUUUUAUAAGUAUACGAUUGUAGUUCAGGCCAGGUGCCGCCUGAGAAGGUUCGUCAGGAAGGCGCUCACAGCUCAGUUGCUGCUGAGCGCCAGCAUCAAAGAAUGCGUGUUACAUGGAAGAAGAGCACUACGGGUGGAGGUUUGGAGUCCUUCACCUACUUGACGACCGUGGGCGAGGGCACGUAUGCGGUGGUUUACGAAUGCGAGGACAACCGCAGCGGCGCGCGCGUCGCCGUGAAGGCCUUCAAGCAGGCGCACGAGCACCCCACGGUGAUGGCUCUGGCGCUGCGCGAGAUCCGAACCCUCAAGUCCUGCCGCCACCCCAACGUCGUGCCCCUGCUGGACGCCUUCUCCACAGGCAGCGGACGGGUCUACAUGGUGUUUCCCUUCGUGGGCCGCUCGGCCUACCGCGAACUGUACGCCCACCCGCAGGGCCUGCCGCCGGAGCGGUUGCGGCUGUUGGUGUACCAGGUCCUGCAGGCGCUCAACUACCUGCACAACAGAAAGAUCUGCCAUAGAGACGUGAAGCCUGCCAACAUCCUCCUGGGCGAGGCCGCGGCCGCCACCGCCACCGCCACCGCCACUUCCGGACCCGCAGCCGCGGCCGCCGCCGCAGCAGCAGCAGGCGUAGCAGCCAUGGCGGACGCCGCAGGCGGCAGCAGCAGCGGAGCGCAGGGCGAGGCCGGCGGCGGCGCCGGCACCGCCACUGGCACGGUUCUGCACGUGCAGCUGUGUGACUUUGGGUUUGCCCGGCCCACGCGCUGCGGGCCUACGGAGGCUGAGCGACUGAGUAGCUACGUGUUCACUCGCUGGUACCGCUCUCCGGAGGUGCUGGUGGGUGACCUGUACGGCCCCGCCGCCGACAUCUGGAGCCUGGGCUGCACCGUGGCGGAGCUGGCGGUGGGGCAGCCGCUGUUCCCGGGCAACUCCACCGCCGACCAGUUGUGGCGCAUCAUGCGCUGUUUCGGCCCACUGCCGGAGCCGCUGGCCGCACGCGCCGCCGCACACCCGCAGCUCUCGGGACUGCCGCCGCUGGUGCCCGCAGGCCGCACACUCAAGCAGCGGCUGUGCCCAGCCGACGGCAAGGGCGGCGGCUGCUCUGCGGGCCUUGCGGCGCUGGUGGCGGCGUGCCUGCAGCCCGACCCGCGGCUGAGGCCCACAGCGGGGGAGCUGCUGCAGCUGCCCUACUUCUGGACGGUGCCCAAGCUCCUCCGCGGCUCCGAGCUGGAGCGCCUGUACGACCUGGCCCAGGCCGAGCAGCGCCGGGCAGGAGCAGGAGGAGGGGGAGCAGCAGGGGGAGGAGGGGGAGGGGGAGGGGGAGGAGGGGGAGGCAGCGCUAACCGCCGCGGCGGCGACGUGACCAUGGGGGAGCACGAGGCGGCGGAGCAGGAGCAGGAGGAGUGGGGUGGCGAGGCGGCGAGUGGCAGCAGGCAGGGCUUGGGUGGUGCCAGCGGUGCGGGCGAGGGCUGGGUCCCUGGCCCGGGCCAGGGACCCCGCGGCCGCGUGCCGAUGCGGGGCAGCAGCGGCGAGGGGGCGGCGGCGGCGGCGGCGGAUGUGGGUGAGAGGAGCACCACUGCCGCCGACGCCACCGUUGGCGGUGGCGGCAAGGCGGGUACGGCAGCGGCGGCGGCGGCAGCGGCGCCGAUGGCGCCGCCGCCACAAGCCCACGUGGCUGCGCCCGCCACUCCCGGGGACGAGGAGGUGCAGGCUCUCUCGCCCGUCACGGCGCCGGCGGGCAGCUACGGCGCGCGGCUCCUGUCACCGCAUCAGCCCGGCGGCGCCGGUGCUGCUGGCGGCGCCGGUAGCGGCGGCGCCGUACGAAGUGGCGGUACCGGCGGCGCCAUGGCGGCGGCGGCGUUGCCGACGGUUGUCAACAGUGUGCCGGCGCUGUCGACUUCAUUAUCGCGACCCGCGGGACCCAGGGACGCCGCCGCCGCCACUGCAGCCGCCGCCGCCACCGCCGCCGCCACUGCUGACGGCGGCCCGGAUGCCGAGGUGGAGGCUGCAGAGUGCGACGAUGCGGUGAUGCCGCUGCCGCCGCCGCGAUCCGGCCCGGCGCCGCCGCCGCCACGCAGCGGCGACAUGUUUGGCGCGGGGGCCGAGGAAGGCGGCGGCGCUGUGUACGGCUUGUACAGCGGCACGUGCAACGACCAGCAGCAGCAGCAGUACGAUUAUCCGUACCAGCAGCAGUACCAGCAGCAGUACACUGAUGGCCCGAUGCCGUUUGGGCAGCCAACCGCGGCCGCCACGGCACUGCACCGCGGCUACACGGCGACGGCGCCGUACGGCGGCGGCGCCGCUGGUGGCUACCAGCAGCCGCAGCAGUACGCACACCCGCAGUACGGUGUACAUCAGCAGCAGCAGCAGUACGGCUCACAGCAGUACGGCAUGCAGCAGCCGUACGCGGCUGGCGGCGGCGGCGGUGCUGGCAUGUACGGCGGCGCUCAAGGCCAGCCGUACGGGGUUCAUGCAGGUCACAUGCCUCGGGGCAACGCGCCUCGCGCCGGCCUGCACGUCACGCCCUCCUGCCCCGUCAGCGGCCCCGUGGGCGGCGGUUACAACGGCCACAACGGUCACAACGGUUAUGGUUACAGUGGUGGCGGCGGCGGCGCCGUCGUCAGCAUGGGCGGCGUUGGAGGCGGCGGCGGCCGCGCUGGCCGCGCUGGCGGCAGCGGCGGUGCGCAUCCCCCGGCGGGACCCGUCGUGAGUGGCCCGGCGGUUUGUGGUCCGCUGCCGCCAAUGACUAGCGGCAUGUUGAAUCCAACACCGCCACAAAGCGGUGGCGUGUUCAGUUGCGAUGCUGAUGACCCCAUGAUGACAACCGGCAACCUCCCAACCGCCGCCACGUGGAACGCCGCGCCGCCUUCGUCAACCGCCUCGGCACUGGUGGCACGGCUGCAGGCCGGUCCGGCGGCGCCGCCACCACACGGCGGCGCCGCCGCCGCGGGUGGCGGCGGCGGCGGAGCUGGCGGCGGCGGCGGCGGCAACCACCACCACAACCACCACCACCAACCGCUACCGCUCGGCCACUCGCUCGGGCGCGACAACCUAACCGCCCACAACCACAACCACUACAACUACCCUAACUACCACGCCAACCACAUGCACGGCCCGCAGCACGUGUUUGGGCCCACUGGCUCGCCGCACGGCUCCAACGGCUCGCUCGGCUCCUUCGGCAGCGGUAGUGGCGGUUGGGCGGCGGCGCCCACCAGCAGCAGCGGCGGUGCGACGCCCUCCAGCACCGUACGGCGUGAGACGGCGAUCUUGAGCCGCCUGGGCCCUGGCGGCGGCGGCGGCGUACGCAGCGGCACCGCCGGCUCGUACCCGGUGACGGCAGAGGACGGCGGCGGCGGCGGCGGCGGCGGCGGCGGCGUGGUCAGCGGCGGCGUCAGCGUCAGCGCAUUGUAUGGCAAUCACUACGCCGCAGCGGCGGCGGCAGCGGCGGCCGCGCCGGCGCCGGCGCGCCCCAUGCGCGCCACGGCCACGGGCGCCGGCGGCGAGGCAGCGACGCAGCAGCUGACGGCCGCGGGAUCGGGCGGCGUGUCGACGGCGGCGGCGGCGGUGGCGGCGGCAGCGGGGCAGCGGCGCUCCAUCCACCCACAGCAGCACCAACAGCACCACCACCAGCACUCGGCCUCGGACCAUUGCGCCCGCGGGUUUGUGCCGGGGGAGAUUCCGGACGAGGCUGGGGGUACGGCCAGUGUGUACGGCGCCUACCACGGCGGCGGCGGCGGCGCCGGUGGCGGCGGCGGCGUAGGUCGCCUGCCCAGCCGCUCUGGGGACGGAAGCGGCCUCGCGGCGCGCUGGUCUGUCAGCAGCGGUGGUGCUGGCGGCGGCGGCGGCGGCGGCGGCGGCGGCGGCGGCGGCGGCGGACUGAUGCUGCCUCAGCUGGUGCCGGCGGCAGCGGCGAAGCAGCAGUCGGCGUCGGAGGUGCCUCUUGAGUCGCCUGCCGGCACCGGCGGCGGCGGCGGUGCUGGCGGCGGCGGUGGCGGCGGCGGCGGCUUCCUGUCCGGGCUGCAGGGGCUGCUGCUGCGGCAGUCCAGCAACUCCAACGCCGCUGCCGCCGCCGGCCUGGCCGCCGGUCGCGCCAGCAGCCCCGGCGGCUUCGCUGCCGGCGGCGGCGGCGGCGGCAGUGCCAGUGGCCGGAGCCCGCAGGCGGCGUGGGCUGCGGCGUCGCCGACGCCGCAGGUGGCCGCCCGCGACAGGCCGCCGAGCCGCCAGCGCUCCUCCAAUGCCCUUGCCCCCAUCCGCGUAUCCGUGGACGGUGGCGGUGGGGCCGCCGCCGCGGCGGCGGCGGAUGCCGCUGUGUCGCCGGCGGGCGCCGACGGCCGCAGCCGCCGUUCCUCUCAGGGCGGGUCGGUGCUGGCGCGCCUGGUGCGCUGGGUAGGAUCCAACCCGGGUGGAAGCGGCGCCGACGGCGGCGAUGGCGACGCCGGCCCUGACGUCGUGCCGGCGGGGCUCCACAACGAGGCUGGCGGCGGCGGUGGCGGCGGCGGCGGCGGCGAGCACAGCGCCGGCCCGCCCAGCUUCCAGAGUGCCAUCUCCGCCGCCGCUGGCGCGGCCGGCGGCGCUGCCGGCGCCGGCGGCGCCAGCGGCGCCGGCACCCCUACCGCCGGUGCGGCGGUGGGACCCUUCCUGCCAUCGCUGGCUUCUGCACAACAGCAGCCGCUGCAGCAGCCGGACCUGGCGGCGGCGGCAGGCGCUGCCGCCUCGGCAGCGGCGGCGGCGCCUGCGGCCUUUGCACGGGUGCGCAGCGCGCGUGGUGUUGGCAGCGGCAGCGGCAGCGGCAGCGGCAGCGGCAGCGGCAGCGGCAGCGGCAGCGGCGUCGGCAGCGGCAGCGGCAGCGGCAGCGGCAGCGGCAGCGGCAGCGGCAGCGGCGGCCAGCUGUGGGCGCAGCGCCUGACGUCGCCGUCAGGCACCGUCGACGGGGCCGCGGCUGACGCCAGCGCUGGCGGCGGCGCCGCCGGCAUCUCACAGUCCACGUCUGGGGAGGUGGAUGGUGGCAGCGGCGUCCUGCGAGGCGGCAGCACCGGCGGCAGCACCAGCCGGCGGCGCAUCAUGCCGCUGCCGCUGCCGCCGCCGCCGCUGACGCUUCCCGGCACGGCGACGGCCGCCGCCGCCAGCGGCGGCGGCAGCAGUGGCGGCGGCAUGCCUACGCCGCCGUCGCGGCGCGACAGCCGCAGCUGCAGCGGCAGCGGCGCCGCCGGCCCUGCGGCAGAUGCGGCGGCCCCGAUGGCGGCGCGCAGCGGCAGCGGGCGGCAGCUCCUGCUUACCGCCAACAGCAGCGGCGGCGGCGGCGGGGUGCAGUCACGGCUGUCGCCGGUGCCGCCGCCGCCGCUGCUGUCGUCUUCUUCGCAUCACAGUCACAUCACAGCCGUUAUGCCAAUGUCACCCAUGCACUCCAACAACAGCAUCGCCGGCGGCGCCAGCGCCUUCGCCGGCGGCGGCGGCGCCGCCGCCGCCGCCUUCGCCGCCGCUGCCGCCGGUGCGGACAACGACGACGAGAUCGUCAGCAGCCCGGGCGCGGCGAGCCUGUCGCCAGCGGUGUCCUCACCACAGCCGCAGCCGCCGGCGGCGGCGCAGCCGCCCCACGUGACGCGCUCGCUCUUCGGCGGCCGCAGCCGCCUGAGCCGAGUGCUGUCUGCCAACAGCAGCAGCAACGGCGGCGCCGCCGCCACAUGCGAGUCGCUGCCGAACGCGGCUUCUGGCAAUGGAGCGCUCAGCGGCAGCAGGGGCUCUGGCAGCAUUGCAGAGGAGGUGGGUGUCAGGGCAAGUGGACACGGCAGCAGCGGCGGCGGCGGCGGCGGCGGCCCCUCGCCGCUGUCGCCGGCGGCGGCGCCCGUGGUGGUUGCGGACGUGGCGGCGGUGGCAGCCCAACACCAGCACCAGCAAAACGCCGACAGCAGCGGUUGGUAUUCUGCCAGUCUGGACUUUGUGGCGGCGCCCGACAGCCCGAGCGGUGCCGCAGCGGGCGGCGGCGGCGGCGGCGGCGGCGAGGGUGCGGGCGAGGCAGCCGAGUGCGACAACAGGAAGGCUUUCAGCGAGGUUGCCGCGCCGCUUGCCAUCGGAGAGGCGGCGGCGGCGGCAUCGAGGGCUGCGGCGAUGGAGGAGGAGGGUGCGGGGGGACUCGCGCCCGUGUCGGGAGAGGAGGGCACGAACGCUGGGGCGGCGGCGGCGAGCGGGAGGGUGAGCGGGAGCGGCGGUGACGGCAAGAGUCAGGGUCGUGGCGUGUUUGGGAAAGUCAUGCGUGCUGUGAAGGGCGCGUUCGCGUGAGAGAUAGUCAUGUUUGUUUUUAUGUGUUGUUGAGUAUGUGUAGAUAUGUGUUGCCUGUUUGAGCCGUUGGGGCUCUGGAAUGAUGCGCUAUGCGUGGUUCGGGCAGGUCCCACCCCACCGUGCCACCCUGGCGCCACGGAACCCUGGCGGCGGCGGCGCCAGAUUCCGUAUGCGAUUGUCUGCUGACGCAUUCCGUGCAGAUCUGAUUGCAACGGUCUUCUCAUGUGCGCUCUGACGCUGGAAUCCUCAAGGAUGUGUUUGUGUCACGGCGCUUCCCACAUGCAUUGAGGCGUCGUGUGCGCCCAGACGAGCACAGGCAGGGGCAUGUUUGACCACGCUCCGUGUGUGUGCGUGUCGAGUUGUCCUAGUCUGCCAGCCAGACGCUUGCUUAUGAGAAAGUGCGACGUAGGGUAGGCUGCAAAGGAGGUAAACAUUCAUGCAUGGAACCGGCAGGAUGGAUGCAUUUUGAAACUCUGAUUACCGUCUGAUGAACGCCAACGCCACGGUACGGCUGGCUAGCCGAGCUCGGGAUACGCGCUCGUUGUGAGUGUACAUGAUGGGGGGGGGGGGGAGGGUGUUGCGCGUUCCGAAAGAGUGAUGAACGGAUUGCCGAGUUAGAACUUGAGCACCAAGUUGCGAUUUAUGUCGCGAACAGGGCUUGUGCAGGUGUGUAGGUUUCAAAAGUUGUUAUCACCACUGCCACCGGGCGCGCUUGUGUGCUUUUUAGCAAUGCGCAGACCAGACGCCUGGGCGGGGGAGAGGCUUGGCGCUGGCACAAUUGCUGGGCUAUUGAGGUGCAGGCUUCAUGUGCAGCCGAUCGACAUCGGAUCCGGAACGGGCAUUUGACGGCAUCACCCAUGCAUCGGGAAGAAAUGAAGGAUGCCCUCCCGGUGAUGUCCUGAGCGUCAAGCACUCUGACGCGAUGGAUUACUGAAUGGAAGCGGGCUGCCGCUCUUUUUUUGGGUGUGCGGCAGAAAGGCUGGCGCUCGGAGCAGGGUUUGUUCAAUCAAUCAAAUUGUCUUGGGGUUAUUGGUGGUGAUGGAGGGAGUGCGCAGGGCCGCGCCGUCGGGAACCCGGUGGUGCUUGUUGCUGACAGGAGCUACACCAAAGUCUUGCACCCCGACCCGGAGGCCUCUCUGCACGGGCAUUCAGUUGUGUGCGAGGGGGCAUAGAUGUGUGUGUAAAAACACACACACGGGCACGCCGUGCCGUGCAUGGCACUGCAAUCCUGUCGGCUACUGUGCGCGUGAUGGAUCGCGCGCGUGCGAGGUUGUGCGUGUGUCGUGUCGCAUGGGCCGCUGGAAAUGCGGUUUCCCUCGCUUUCGACGGGCUUGACGCUAGCUGGCAGCCGGGCGUGGGGUUGGCGGGGGGGGGGGGGUUACACUCAUGAUUAGCUAAGGAAAUGGUAGACGGUAGGCAAUCUUGGGAUUGGCGGUGUUUGUGUGGGGGUGCAACGAUGGUGCGGAGAAGUGUAGCGAGGGGGGGGCGAGCGGCCCUUGGAACACAGGGCGGCCCCCCGCCGAGCAAGGCUUGGAUGGCGGCAAGAGGGGUGUGUGUAGCUAUCUAGGCCAGUACGUCGCGAGAACCAUACAUUGGGGGGUGGGUUUUACAGUACCGUAUAGCCUCGGCAUGGCGCGGACCUGUGGCGCAUUCGCUUCAGGACGUUGAAGUUGUGUGUUAUAAAGCACAAGGAAAACAUAGCGCACAGACAGUGUAUGCGAUGUAGCAACUUGUGUGUUGUGCGAUUCUUCGUCAGGUCGCAACUGUUGCAUGUGCAUAAUGCCGAAGCUGUGCCGACGCUGCCUAGGCGCAUUUGCGGGGCUGCGGGGCUGGGCGCGCCCUUGAGAAUGCGAGCGAUGGGACUGGCGGUGCGGACUGGCGGCUGAGAGUGAGAGCAGCCGUGGCAUUAGUGGCGCCACUGAUGCAUGAUGCACCGCCUUCCAUCGUUUCCACGGGACGCAGGAUGUCAGAGCGCUCAGCAACCUUGCUGUAAUGCCAAUGUCAA